UGACCUAUAUUUUUUCGGGGAAUCACUGCAUACUCGAGCGAAUCGCUAUGUAACACUGACACAAGUAAUAGUGACAAAGUAGCAGUUCAUAAAAGCGCAGCCAUCCCUACACGCCAAUUGCCAUUGCCAAGUUGUCAAAACAAACUUGGAGGUUAAUGUCACAUUCAUAAACUGAAAAUGAGUUUGAUUAUUUGAUUUUAUUAUAGUUCCUUUAUUUGCUGUAUCCAAUUAUAAGUUAUGUCUGCCAUAUUCAAUUUCCAAAGUUUACUCAUAGUCAUACUACUGUUAAUAUGCACCUGCACAUAUUUGAAAGGCCUUUUUCCUAGUAUUAUCAAGAGGAGAGCGGGGUUUUUGGGGACUUUCUGGAAGUGUGCAAGGAUAGGAGAGAGAAAAUCACCUUGGGUUUCUGUUUUUUGUAUAAUCAUGGCUGUAUCCAUUCUAUUUGUUAAAUAAAUAUCAAGUUUUGUAUGAGAAG
Molecule: messenger RNA, 475 nt
Organism: Acanthoscelides obtectus
Lineage: Eukaryota; Metazoa; Arthropoda; Insecta; Coleoptera; Chrysomelidae
Source: the annotation of a GenBank genome assembly